GUUGUGGAGAUAUUUCCGACGGCACCUGAAGGCGUCACCGUGCUCCCUGAGCGGAGCAGUGAGCCCCCCGCUCCGUCCUCCUCCUGCUCCGACUGAAAACCGAGAGAGUGAAGGAAAAGGAGUCGCAGGACGGACUAUGGAGGGAGAAAGCUGGAUCUCGGAGCUAGUUUUGCAGCUGUAGGGCGCUUUUUCAAACUUUUGUGUUCGCCCGAAGAAGUCGAAGUGGCUUCAAUGUGAAGAAAACCAGCGGAUACUUAACGUGGAUGUAAACCGUCGUAAAUGUGAACAUUCAAACAGGCUGUGACUGCGGACGGUUAGCAAACCCGACCGAAGUUAGCCCGCUCCGGCUAACUUAGCUGCUGCUGCUAGCAAAGGAGGAAAACAAAACAAAACAAAACAAAAACAACAACAACAACAGGCUGGUUGGGGGGGGGAAAGGAGUUAAAGGUGACGCUGAAGUAACCAGUAAUGUUUCCUCCCGGGAUUAACCUGAGAUACGGAUGAGAAAGAAACUGGCGAGAACAACAGCGAGCCCGACGACCGCUGCCAUGGUGGGGUUGAUCCGCGGCUCCGGCAACCCGACUCGGUCCCGAGGCUGCUCCCACUCGGUGCUGUGGAGGCUCGGGGGCUUCUUCUUUCUGCUGCUGCUAGAAGGGGCCGGCUGCCUGGCCAACCCCAGCAGUCCUUCAGGCGUCAAUAACAACAACAACAGCCCCAGUGUCAACAUAUACAUGAGUGUGGAGGAGGUGAAGAAGCUUCUGGGCCUCGAUGCAGAGCUCUACUAUGUGCGAGAUGAUGUGGUGAAUCACUAUGCAUUCUCCUUCAACAUGCCUGUGCCCACGGAGACCAACAGCCUUUACUUCACAUGGUAUUCCAAAGCGAAGGUUGACUACCGGCUUGCUUUCUACAUGGAGAACCCUGUGGUCCUGAACCAGCCACGGAUUAACAUCUCCAAUCAGGGGGAGGUCCCCCGUGCUCCCUCUGUCUUUAGAGUGGACGUCUUGUGUUCAGGAAAAGUAGAUGAAGAGGCAUUUUUAACAAUGCAGCUCAACCUGACCAUCCACACCAACAACUACACAGUGCUCAACUUCAAGAGGAGGAAAAUGUGCUAUAAAAGAAUUGAUCCUGAGACAAAGAUUCCAAUUUCCCUCAACAACACUCUUCCACGGCCUGACUAUGGUGUGACCACCCCCACUACCUCCACCCAGGUGUUCUAUAUAAGCGUCAGCGUCUGCUGCAUUGUCAUCUUUCUCGUGGCCAUCAUCCUGGCCAUCCUGCACCUGCACAGCAUGAAGAGAGUGGAGAUGGAGGACAGUGUGAGUGACAGUGGAAGCUCGCAGGGUUUGUCUCAGCCGUCCACUCAGACCACACAGUACCUGAGAGCCGACACUCCAAACAACGCAGCACCAGUCACCAACAAUCACCCUGGUUCUGCACCCAUUCUCCAGCUUGCUGCCUCCUCCUUCCAAAACCCCGGUGCUCCCCCCAAUGAAACCAAAAGUUACCCAUCUCUCCGUAUAGAGAAGAACGACCUGAGGAGCGUUACUCUAUUGGAGGCCAAAGCUAAAGUGAAAGACAUUGCAAUCUCAAGGGAGAGAGUCACACUACGAGAUGUUUUACAUGAAGGCACAUUUGGCCGCAUCUUCCACGGUGUGCUGCUGGAUGAAAAGGACCCCAGUAAGGAAAAGCAGGUCUUUGUGAAGACAGUGAAAGAUCAUGCUUCUGAGGUGCAGGUGACCAUGAUGUUGACUGAAAGUUGCAAACUUCGUGGACUUCAUCAUCGAAAUCUGUUGCCCAUAAGCCAUGUGUGCACCGAGGAUGGAGAGAAGCCAAUGGUGCUGUUGCCUUUCAUGGCUUGGGGGAAUCUCAAGCUGUUCCUGCGGCAGUGCAAGCUAGCUGAGGCUAAUAACCCACAGGCCGUCUCUCAGCAAGACUUGGUGUACAUGGCCAUUCAGAUUGCAUGCGGAAUGAGCUACCUGGCUCGCAGGGAGGUCAUUCACAAAGACCUCGCCGCGAGGAACUGCGUCAUUGACGACAACAUGCAAGUGAAGAUUACAGACAAUGCCCUCGCUCGAGAUCUAUUUCCUAUGGAUUAUCACUGUCUGGGGGAUAAUGAGAACCGGCCUGUCCGCUGGAUGGCUCUUGAAAGCUUGCUCAACAACGACUUUUCAAGUGCAAGUGACGUGUGGGCCUUCGGAGUGACACUGUGGGAACUGAUGACUCUGGGUCAGACCCCCUACGUGGACAUCGACCCAUUCGAGAUGUCCGCUUACCUGAAGGAUGGAUACAGAAUAGCACAACCUAUCAACUGUCCAGACGAACUGUUUGCAGUGAUGGCUUGUUGCUGGGCCUUGGACCCGGAAGAGAGGCCCAAGUUUCAGCAGCUGGUUCAGUGUCUCACAGAGUUUCACGCAGCGUUGGGUGCUUAUGUGUGAAAACAAGCUUCCUUUUUUUAAGUUAAGCGGCGAGACUAAAGGCUGUCGGACAUUGUUCAUAAGGAAUACAUGGAUGAAAUUGUGCCUUAUCAGAUGCAAGAGCAGACCUGAUGAUUUUAUUUUGUACAGUUCCCUUGGAGUUUUUAUAUAGUUUAAUUACCUUUUUACAGCAUAGCAAAGUAAAAAGAUUUUGUUGAAUUUAGUUUCGUUUGCUUUGAAAGCAUCUACAGAGGGCGAUGGCAGUGCUCUUCCCUCGCUGAGAGGACCAGAACAAUGGAAAGACGUCCUCAUCUGUGCAGCACGUCGACAUUUACGGACAUUUAUGUGCCAUUGAACAAAUUUUUUUAAAGAACAGUGUAAGCUUCUGAAAACGACAGUAUUUUCUACAGUUUUGUAACUUAGUGAAACCGUGUAGAUUUGUUUUUGGAUGAGAGUAACUACAGCAGAAUGAUUUAGGUACCAAAGUAGACUUAAGGGCUUCAUUUGUACAGUUUCUGUAAACACCUUCUCGCUCUGCCAUGGGGAGCUCCAGCUCGGUACGAGAGGCAGCUUGGAAACCACAUUUUGUGUUUGUUGAGAUGAUUACUGCCACCUCUUUAAAUGGUACACAGUUUCCUCUGGAUGACACCAACGCUGCCUUCAAAUGGAACUUAUGAGCUCGUGAUUACGACAUGGGAAGUCACCAAAUGUUUAUUCGUUUGAGUGGUGACAGCAGAACAACGCUGCAAGGCAACAUCAACAGGAGGCUGUUUUCUCCUGCAGGAACUUGCAGGCUGGUUUAUGGCAACUCAAGCAGUUUUGUGUCUUCUGACCACUAGAGCAGCUUCUGUAAAACCUCUGUCAGGAUGGAUUUUAGGAAGAAAAAAAGCACAUAGUCCAGGGUAGCUAAAUCUGAGCAGCUGGAAACGCUGUUGUGUGGGGCUCAACGCUGAUUGUUCAACUCCAAAAGGACAAUCUCUUGAUGUUCUAGUACAGUGGUCGGCAACUGGCGGCCCGCAGGCCAAAACUGUGUUGGUCACAUCUGUGAUCAGAAUUGAGACGUGUGUCCCAAGCAGCAGCGAUCAGCUGUAUAUCAUCCCCCCCCUCCCGGCCUGCUGUUCGAUUGUUUACAAACAUUUUGGCCCGAAGGCACAUCUACUUGCCGACCCCUGUUCUAGUAGCAGUUUUCUCUUUCCCAACACCAUUAUCAGUCAUGUACAUUCCCCAUAAAGGUAAACGUAACAAACUUGCAGUGUUCUGUUUCUUACAAUGGAACUUGUGAGCUCGUGAUUGUGACAUGGGAAGUCGCAAAAUGCUUGGUGUUCGAGUGGUUCGAUCGUAGUUAGUGGACUGAAGUCACAUCCACUAAUAUCUGAGUUACCAUCACAGUUGAAACCCUUAGAUUCUACACCAUAAUUAAAACAGAAAGACAAAAGGGCUAGUCAGUAAUCAUGCCACCUCAUACCUGCAGCAGAAAGCAGCCUAUGGACUUUACCUUCAGUACGAGGGAGCAACUGAGGCUAACCUUUUAUCAAGCUAUCAAGUGGUUUACAGAAUGUUGCAUAAUGGUCAUGAACAUAUAAUGCUCAGCAUUUCCCUCAGAUAUUAUGAAAUUUCAAAGAAAAAGUCAGCUAACACUACAAUGUUGCGUAUCAUCAUGGAACUUGUGAAUACCACAGGAUGACUCUUCUUAGAAACACGACCCUGUUUGAAGGCAGAAUAAUAUCUCCUACAGAUGAGUGGAGAUGUCACAGCUGCUUUAAAGUCUGCACAUCAAACAAGUAGAUGCCGCAACUCGAACAACACCAGCACUGCAAGGGCUGCUCCCGUGUAAACCUGCUUUUCAAAUGGCAUCUGGCUUGAAUUUUGGACACUAUUUUUAUUAUUUGAAUGACACUUUCUUCUUCUUUUGUACAUUUUAUUUUUUCCACUGUCACAACCUCCCUGGGUUGUUAGUUUUCUAAUAAGCUCUAUUGUUCUGCAUCUAUGGCAAGCUGUUUAAUCAUUUAAUAGCUCGACCGGAUUGCAGUUUACAUUUCUUACAUCCGCAGCAUCAUUUACGUUCACGUGUCUCACUUUACGGAUUCGUACAGUUCAGCUGCAGACACCUGAAUUAUGAAUAGUUGUAAUUUCAGUUUCAAACAUCUACUCUUUCAGUCUGACCAUUUACAGUUCUAGUUCAAGAUAUUCCCCUCAAUUCACCUCCAUUUUCUUUUUAAAUAUCUUGAAUUAAACCUGAACUUGUCAGAGAGAUGUCAUAGAUAUUGGGAAUAAAAAUUCUGUCCGGAGCUUUAAUUCCAGAUUGUCAAACUCAGCUAUUAAAUGCUAUUAACCUCGGCUUGUCAUAUGCAUCAGAACUCAGCCCUUCGUAAGACUUUUUGUCUGAUUUUUAUUGUGAGGAUACUUGUAAUCACUGUGAACACACACGACUGCCUACCAGCUUGGUCUAAUCGUACUCUUCCACCUUUGACAUCUUUGUCUUUGUGGUCACUGCAUGUUGAAAUAAGGUUGUAAACUGCUUCCCAAAUUCGUAUCCACAAAUUAAAUGGGAUCUUUUGAAUAUACAA
Acanthochromis polyacanthus (spiny chromis) is the source of this 4981-nucleotide messenger RNA. It is a transcript of the gene ryk, whose product is annotated as receptor like tyrosine kinase. Gene Ontology annotation, molecular function: ATP binding; protein kinase activity. The transcript has 16 exons. The record is from RefSeq and is a predicted model, not a curated record. Bases 501 to 2435 code for a protein of 644 amino acids. Gene Ontology annotation, biological process: positive regulation of kinase activity; cell surface receptor protein tyrosine kinase signaling pathway; axonogenesis. Gene Ontology annotation, cellular component: signaling receptor complex. NCBI's taxonomy places the organism in Eukaryota, Metazoa, Chordata, Actinopteri, Pomacentridae.